Messenger RNA from Talaromyces stipitatus ATCC 10500, 2239 nucleotides. RefSeq lists its product as uncharacterized. Bases 187 to 1626 code for a protein of 479 amino acids. Gene Ontology annotation, biological process: regulation of transcription by RNA polymerase II. The transcript is spliced from 2 exons. The record is from RefSeq and is a predicted model, not a curated record. Gene Ontology annotation, molecular function: DNA-binding transcription activator activity, RNA polymerase II-specific; zinc ion binding. Lineage: Eukaryota; Fungi; Ascomycota; Eurotiomycetes; Eurotiales; Trichocomaceae.
UCACGAUCAUGCUCGAUUUUGCCCACAUUUAUAUGAAGAUGGAAUUUAGUCUCAUAUUUUGGGCUUGUAAAAAUUUCAGACCUUGAACGAACGUGUCUGCAGAUUUGUUCGGACCGCUUCAUCCGCUGAACAACCAUGACAAACUUGGGUAUUAUGUGGAACGGUUGAGGUUUACGUUCAGAGACGAUGGAAGACAGACCCUUGAAUAGAGAUACGCGAAGAUUUCAUCGCAAGUCGCGGAAUGGAUGCAUGCAAUGCAAGCAGCGACAUGUCAAGUGCGACGAAAACAAGCCAUCCUGCGGCAAUUGCGCACAAACAAAUCGUGCAUGCAGCUUUUUGCGAAUGCUUCCUAGUAUUCCGACAUCAUUAGGAAAUCUCAGCAGUGGUGGUAUAUCUCCAGCCAUAUAUCCAAAACAAUCCGGACCACCAACUCCAGCAUCAGCGCCGUCACCAUCGGCACUAUUUUCAUCAUGCACUUCAUCUACAGCGACAACUCCAACCAUCCCACUAAUCAACAUCGACACAAAACUCUUUAAUCAGUACAACAGCACUCAAACACCGGAAUUCACUCUCGCAGAUCUCUCCAUGAUGCAUGUUUGGGCCACUGAGACCAGUCUCACAUUAUCCCCUGCACCGGAAGUACAACAAGUCUGGGCAAGAACCAUUACUCAAAUCGCCCUACAGCACCGAUUUUUACUUCAUGGUAUUUUGGCUACAUCUGCUUUGCAUGUAGCAUAUACCAAGACCAGUUCGACAAUGGAGAAUCGAGAAUUGGUUGAUUAUGCGGCUCGCCAUCAGGCUAUUGCGCUGAAUUUGUUUCAAAAGGCGCUUGCGAAUCCGGUAUCCGGGGGAGGAGGGCAGCAGCAAGAAGCGCUUUUCGUGUUAUCUGUACUCAUUUCAGUGAUCGCUAUUGCGACGCUGCGGGACGAGAUUUCAGAUGCGAUGGAGAUUGAUAUAAUAACCACACGAGCCAGUGGCGCGGCCAUUAUGGAUUUUAAAUGGAUUCGUCUUUCGAGAGGCAUAUUGGUGCUUAAUAAGGAUCAUCUGGAUGAAUUGGCGAGAUCGUCUGUUAGUCCGCUGAUGCGGAGUGAUGUUGUGCUAGAGAAUGGACAGUGGCAGGAUAAGCAUUUGGCAGAUGAUUUGAGGAAUCUGCAGAGAUUGUGGUAUGGCAAUGAGGACUUUGCGGCGGGUGAGGACGAUGAGAAAAUAUCCGAAGCGGAUAGAAAGGUGUUUGAUGACGCUUAUUUUGCGUUGCUUUCAAUUCGGUCCAAGGUUUCGGAAUACUUGUAUGCGGUACAAUCAGAGUCGGACACCACAGCGGCGCGAAAUCAUCCCCUCGGUGCUAGUACAACGUCAAAACCGUGUCUGGACAGCCGCACCCUCGCCGAGGUUUUCAUGUGGCUUAUUCGCAUCCCAGAAGGGUAUAUUGAGUUGCUGGAACGCCAGCACCCCGUUGCACUCAUUAUACUUGCACAUUAUGCGGCGUUGUUGGGUAAGGAUUGUGCUACGUGGUGGUCGGAUAGGAGUGCGUAUAUGAUUAUAAGGAGGGUUUGGGUUGUUUUGGAUGAGAGGUUAAGGAAGUGGAUUGAGAGUCCGAUGGAUGAUGUUUGUCGUGCGAAUGGAUAAACGGGAUAGUGGGUGGGUAGAAAGAAAGGCAAAUAUUUUCGGGCUCUUCAUUUCGUCUAUAUUUGACACGAAUUCGGUGGGUUGCAUUGAGUCAGGAACUCUGCAUAUUAUUCGUUUGAAUCACCCAAUCUGGGCCUAUACUCGCCUCCGGAUCGCAUAUCCCAUCCGGCGGAACGAAUCAGAAUCUUACUGACAAGUGGCUCUUGACUCUCCUCCCACGGGACAGCUCUAGGAUACUAGAUUCGACAUCUAAACAUCAGCGAGUGGAGACAGAGUAUAGUCUUGAAGUUUGGCAUUUGAAAACAGCCGAUAUUAGAGGAAAAAUCAGUUCAUGAACAGCGUGCCUUCGAAUACGAGGUAUGAUUGCUCGGAUAUGGGAGGUUCCCUUGCCAAAGGAGGCACCGCAACACAUAUCAAAUUCAACUGCAGGUCCAUAGCCAUACUUCGAUUUUGACCUCUGAUGAGGCAUGCGAGGCUUGUUGAGGGAUUUUUCGGUCUGUUUUCAAGUAAAUUAUAAGUUCGUAUAUAAACUUUUUACGCAAGUGGACUGAACGGCAUAUGUACAUAACUAGAAUAGACCUUGUGAUUUUUUUCGGAAGGAACAAUAUACCUA